AUGGCUGCUAGGGAGAGGCUAGAGAGGCUGGAGGCUAGAGAGGGUAGAGAGGGAGAUCUUCCGGGAGCUAAGGACCAUCCCCUCAUCCAUGUGAUCUACUCUCUCUACUCUCUCUACUCUACCUUCCUACUCCGACCUACUCUCACCAGCUACUCCCUCUGCCUACUAUUCUCGACCUCCCCUGCCCACAUCGAUCCCCACUCUAGCCUAAACUCGCUGGCAAAGAUGCCCAGCUAA
Morchella sextelata is the source of this 237-nucleotide messenger RNA. RefSeq lists its product as uncharacterized. The transcript has 3 exons. Bases 1 to 237 code for a protein of 78 amino acids. Lineage: Eukaryota; Fungi; Ascomycota; Pezizomycetes; Pezizales; Morchellaceae. The record is from RefSeq and is a predicted model, not a curated record.